GUCCACGCAUGUCCGCUGCUUCCAGAUCAGGACCAUGCUGCGCCCAGGAGCCGUGCAUACGCCCUCCUGGCCAAGCCAGGAGGGCGUGGCGCGGACGCCGCUGCCAACGCGACCGACGCCGGGAAACGCGACAUGCUUUUGGCAAAUUCAUCACGGAUUCCCAUGCCGAUCCAGUCGGUUUGGCUCGCCAUCGCUUCUGGCCAGCCCGCCCCGCUCCAGUCUUGA
Prorocentrum cordatum is the source of this 225-nucleotide messenger RNA. The record is from the annotation of a GenBank genome assembly. NCBI's taxonomy places the organism in Eukaryota, Dinophyceae, Prorocentrales, Prorocentraceae.